Trametes versicolor FP-101664 SS1 is the source of this 1461-nucleotide messenger RNA. RefSeq lists its product as uncharacterized. The transcript has 4 exons. Lineage: Eukaryota; Fungi; Basidiomycota; Agaricomycetes; Polyporales; Polyporaceae. The coding region runs from base 1 to 1461 and encodes 486 amino acids. The record is from RefSeq and is a predicted model, not a curated record.
AUGUUCCUCCUACCCUUCAUCUUCGCGGGCUGCUUCAUGCUCACCGUUCUAAACCCGCGCUAUGCCACAACUCUCCUUUCACAGGCUAUCCCUCAGACCGGGCUCCUUGGCAGCGUACUAUCCCCUGUGAUUGGCUUACUAUCUGGUUCUCAAUCUGUACUGUCUAUCUGGCGACCUCUGUCUUUGCCGUCGUCUUCAUAUGCCUCGGAGACCAUCACUCUCGGUCGCCACCAACGCCGCCCAGCAAGCACCCCCGGAAUUUGCGGCUCUGUAGAUGGCUCCUUCAGGCCUAUGGCUCAUGACAACGCUUGUUUCGAUGAACAGUAUGACGCUCCCGUGGCAAGCACGGAGGGACUGGAACUGGUCGUGCUUUUCCUCUUGCUGUGUCUUCUCUGGGGUGCAUGCUCCUCCUUCGUUGAACGAUUCCGAGUGCCCAAGCCUCUGUCGACCGCGACGAGCGUUGUAGAGGACAUCCUUGCCCAGCCUGGACCCCAAGCCCUCAUAGCCAGCAACUCAGUCGAAUUUGGCGACCUCGAUGAAGUGGAAGAAGACAGCGGACCGAUCCCCGCACAGCUGCAUUUUGUCACCCCUGACGGUGACGACCUUGCCCACGGGUCGCCUUUCGUCCUCAACACGCGUACUUCUACCGAAGGCAUCUUGGCUGUUCCCUUGCGGGUUUGCUCUUCGCCGACGAGUCUGAAAGGCGGCAGUCUCUACGCGCUGGAGGAACGCUCAGCGGACACGUUGUCCGCUCCAUCGUCCCCAGAGAUAUCUUCCCAGAAUGAUGAACUAGCCUCGGGAAUGGCGCAGGGAAUAGCGAGAAUUAUGGCACAGUUUGGACGCAUCCCACCCGCACCAAUGCAGCAGAGCGCUCUGAGCCUAGACAGCCUUACGCUUGGACCCGACACAUCUAUCUCCGAUGCAGACACCCCAACUCCAGACGUCGGCGACUCCAGCCCUGAGGACAUGAGCCGUCCCUUUAUGCUACCUGAUCGCCCUGCCGUGGCCGACGAAGAUCUCAACGCUCGCGCACCGCCUCGCGCACGCAGCCAUUCCUAUUGCAAUUCUCUUUCGCCUUUGCUUGAGGAGGCAGCCAUGUUCACAGUCGUGAAAUCAGCGAGUACAAAGGGACUUAACCUCAGGAAAAGUGCAUCUGCCGAAUUUCCGGCCUCAAACUCGGGGCCUUCGCGUGCCUUCAUCGUCGAAAUCGAGGAGCCGGCACAACCACACCCAGCGGGUCCCACACCAGCCGCCGUAGAGUCAGCGUCGACUUUUGCGGCGCAACUACCUCAGCGCCACCAACGUCCCGCGAAACCACCGGUCACUGUCUGGCCCCGCGUACCACUUGAAGCCCGGAGAUCGAGGAUGCCCAGCUCUCAGCCUAUCCGCAUGACGACGGAAGAGACCAGCACGAGCUCCUGGGACCAGCCACGCAGGUCACGCACGGUCACUGGCGUAUGA